Messenger RNA from Syzygium oleosum, 2619 nucleotides. RefSeq names its product protein NRT1/ PTR FAMILY 4.5-like. The transcript has 7 exons. Gene Ontology annotation, biological process: transmembrane transport. The record is from RefSeq and is a predicted model, not a curated record. Gene Ontology annotation, molecular function: transmembrane transporter activity. Gene Ontology annotation, cellular component: membrane. Bases 865 to 2487 code for a protein of 540 amino acids. NCBI's taxonomy places the organism in Eukaryota, Viridiplantae, Streptophyta, Magnoliopsida, Myrtales, Myrtaceae.
UAUCAAUAGUCAGUACCUUUCACGUAAUGACGUUUAAGGUUAAAAUUAUCUUUGAUACUAUUAGAAUUUUGUAACUUAUAACACAGCUAAUAAUUUCCAGCCAUGAAAAUAAGUUUCAUUAUAUAAUUGGAGGUAGGUUUUUACAUUGGUUAGUUUGACCAACUUCUUUACUUGAAAGUAAGUUCUUCAUAUCUGUCAUCAGUGAUUCUGCAUCAGUGAUUCUGCCAAAUGCUAAGUAAUUUUCCAGAAGAGUUGACAAUAAAUUUUCAUGAAAAUUUACUGCAGAUUACGAAAACUAAAUGAAAACCGAAAAUACAGGUUUCCUAUUCCUCUAGCCUAGUCUGAUCUGGUGGGGAAGAUCAUUCCAUAAGAUCGUAAAUGCUAAAUGCCCACAAUUUGAAUCUAUUCUAACGGGCACGACAUGCUAGAUUUGCCCAAGUCAUUUUUCGUCCUUGCAUUAGGAAUUUCAAGAAUUUUUUUGACUGCAUCAAUUUUUUUAAUACAAGAGAUGGAAUGAGAAUGAAGAGCCAUCAAAUCAACAAAUGGAGAUAGACCAAGGUAUCUCCAAUUGCCAAUUUUCUUGGACUUCAUCUGUCUGUGCAGGUGCUUUAUUUCAGCUGCUUCUGCAAAAUAGGGAAGUCAUCUUCAUUAUCCACUGAAGAUGAGACAAAAAGGGAAACUUUGAUAUGUCCUGAGAUAGAUGUCAUCGAGAAUAUGGAGAAAGAGACCGGUGAUGCUUCAGGUAUAGGUAUGUAUAUAUAUAGCUACCACCCCAGUCUGUGUUGUUCAUAGCCACAAACACCGGGCAAAUCAUACAAGCUCGACUCAUCACGAUAUCAUCCGAGGACUCAAAACAAAUCAGCAAUGGUUGACAAGAAUGUGGACAUGUCCCUUAGUUCGGCAAGCACGAAGAAGGGUGGAUACAGGGCUUGCAUGUUUGUGUUCGGAUUGGCAUCGCUUGAGAAUAUCGGGUUUGUGGCCAACAUGUCAACCAUGGUCCUCUACUUUCACUAUGUUCUCUACUUCAGCCUGUCAACAUCUGCAAAUCUUCUCACAAACUUCAUGGGCACGGUGUGCUUGCUCUCCCUCGUUGGUGGCUUCAUCUCGGACACUUAUAUAAAUCGACUCUACACUUGUUUGAUAUUUGGCUCCAUGGAAGUCGUGGCACUGGCUAUGGUCACAAUUCAAGCGUAUUCCAAGAAUCUUCACCCUGACCCUUGCGGGAAAUCAUCAUGCAUUCAAGGAGGCAAGGCACUCUUUUUGUACACCUCUAUAAUUCUGCUCGCACUUGGUGCUGGUGGAGUUAAGGGUGCUCUUCCGGCGCUUGGUGGCGAUCAGUUAUAUAGGAACAGUGUCGAAGGAGGGAAGGCUCUUGCUAGUUACUUCAAUUGGUACUUGCUCAGUACAAUUCUUGGAGGGAUCGUUGGAGUAACUGGCGUUGUGUGGGUUAACAUGAAUAAGUCCUGGUAUUGGGGAUUUUUUAUCGGCACGAUGACUGCAUUGGUUGGAUUCGUCAUUCUCGCUCUUGGGAAGCCAUUCUACCGUUUUCCUCCCCGUGGGAACAGUCCUCUGUUGAAGAUCGCACAGGUCAUCGUGGUUUCAAUUCGGAAUAGACACUUAUCGCCACCAGUAAAUCCUGACCAAUUGUAUGAGAUUAGUGAAAAAGCAAGAGAUCCAUCUGAAGAGAAAAUUCCACAUUCCGACCAGUUCAGGUUCUUGGACAAAGCAGCUAUUCUCCGUGACGGAACAAAUGCAGAACCCUGGAAAGUCUGCACAGUAACCCAAGUUGAAGAAGUGAAAGUACUCACAAGGAUGCUUCCCAUACUUUUCAGCACAGUUAUAAUGAACACAUGCAUGGCACAACUGCAAACAUUUUCAGUUUUACAGGGCUACCUAAUGGAUCCCUACAUUGGUUCAUUCAAAUUUCCGACUGCAUCAAUUCCCGUUAUACCCCUGUUCUUCAUGUCCAUCCUUAUACCCACCUACCAGUUUGUUUUCGUUCCCUUCGCUAGAAAAAUCACCGGCCAUCCGACAGGCAUCACGCAGCUCCAGCGCGUCGGAGUAGGGCUCGUCCUUUCGAUCAUCUCGAUGUCGAUCGCGGGAAUGGUAGAAGUGAAGAGAAGGAAUCGCGCCAUUAAAGAUCCGUUGCAUCCCAUCAGCGUGUUCUGGCUCUCUUUCCAAUACGGCAUAUUCGGAAUUGCCGAUAUGUUCACGGUGGUCGGACUACUAGAGUUCUUCUACAAGGAGGCGCCCUCGGGAAUGCGGUCACUAUCCACUUCUUUCACGUGGCUGUCGCUAUCCUUCGGCUACUUCCUGAGCUCCAUCUUUGUCAACAUCAUAAACUCGGUCACGAGAAGGAUCGCCCCGAGCAAGCAAGGGUGGUUGCACGAGACGAACCAUAGCCCCAACAAUCUGAACCUGUUCUACUGGUUCCUGGCUGUGCUGAGUUGCCUCAACCUGGCAAACUACGUGUUUUGGGCUUCCUGAAGCCUGCAGGGUCACUACACGUUAAACACAAGGAUCUUGGGAGAGAUGAUGGAAUAAGUGUUUCUGUAUAACGUUGUCAAUGAUAAAGCAUCAACCUUUGUGUUCCCUGAUGUUGAUUUUUUCUUCAAUUAC